This is a messenger RNA of Hansenula anomala, 723 nucleotides long. RefSeq lists its product as uncharacterized. The coding region runs from base 296 to 721 and encodes 141 amino acids. The record is from RefSeq and is a predicted model, not a curated record. The transcript has a single exon. Lineage: Eukaryota; Fungi; Ascomycota; Saccharomycetes; Phaffomycetales; Wickerhamomycetaceae.
GGAACGCACAAUUUGCUCAGCCAUUUAACCAUGUAUUUAUCCCACAGUCAUUGAACACACCAGCUUUAUAAACAUGAAUGGUCGUACCAGGUCAAUUAAUAUGAAUGCCCUUCUACGUAUCUGGUCGAUCGACAGAAUCAUUAACGUGCAAUAUAACAUAUCAUACCUUGAUCAUGUUCUUAACAUUUGCUUCAGCUCAACUUUCAUCGGGUUCAUUACUUUGGGGAUUGUUAAUAUUAUCGCUUACCCAAAAGCAUCUCCAGAUUUGAAGUCCUGGUUUUUUGUAUUAGCCAAUAUGGCCAUUUAUGUUAGCUGUUUCCCACAAAAACAAUUUUGUAUUUAUUGCAAGUGUAUUAAAGCUUACCACCAAAAACUAAUUUAUGAGAAAAAUUCUCAAGGGUAUGAAGUUAAUGACAAUGAUAUAAAAUUAGCAAAAUCAUAUAGAGAUAUUAGUCAAUUAGAAAAGGGGCAAUUGAACGAGUCCCCUGAACCCCAAGAUGGAGCUGCUAUCGAAAGUGCUUUUAAUUUUGCAGUUGAUGAACUUAAAGCUGGUGUUAAUGAUGAUUAUGUUAGACUAUAUCCGACAUUAUUGUUUUGUGUAAAUGGCAAAAUAAUGGCUAGAUAUGUAAAGGGUGCAACCAUCUUUAAGUGGCAAAGCUUUAUUGGAUCUGUGGUUUGUGGUGUAGCUGUUGUUGGUUUUUUAACAUUAGUGUAUUGGUGAAU